Messenger RNA from Hydra vulgaris (swiftwater hydra), 597 nucleotides. Lineage: Eukaryota; Metazoa; Cnidaria; Hydrozoa; Anthoathecata; Hydridae. The record is from RefSeq and is a predicted model, not a curated record.
AUGUUAAAAUCUAACAAAGCAGUAGGCCCUGAUGGUAUUAAUGGCAACACUACUAUAAGUUCAUUUAAUGUUUUAAAAGAUAUACUCUUUAAAAUUUUUUCAAUGUCAAUUAAACAGGGAAUUUUUCCACAAGCUCUAAAAUUAGCAAAAGUCAUACCAAUAUUAAAAAGUGGUGACAUUGAGAAUAUAAGUAACUAUCGUCCUGUUUCACUCCUAUCUCUAUUGCCGUGUGACUUUGAUAUAUUGAACAGUAUACAUUCUGAUUUCUAUGGUACUGGAUUGUCUGCAGUCAACAUAUUAUCAAAUGUACUAUAUGGAAGGCCUUAUGGUGGUACUGCGAUAUUGUAUCGCAAAGGUCUUGAAAGCUGUGAUUUUAAUUGUCAUGAAAAGUCAAGGUUUUAUAACAAGUUCUCAAAUCUUGCUGCCGAAAAUAAUCUGGUUAAAUAUGAUAUAAACAGGUUAAAUAAUGCUUUUACCUAUAUCAGUGAUGAUAGUAAGAAUACUACUUGGCUAGGUCAUGUCUUAUGUAGCCAUGCUUUGGAUAAACUAAUUGCAAAUGUUUCAGUAUUAACAGAAGAAAUUGCAUCAGAUUAUUAG